CGCCCCGCGGCCCCGGCGUGCGCCGAGAGCAGGCGGCGGCCGCAGGAGCGCGGCAACAUGGCGGCGUCUGGCAGCGGCGGCGGCAGCCGCGCGGAUAACGGCUACGGGAGCCAGCAGCCGCGGCGGAGGAAGGGCCAGGGCGCGCUGGCUACGGCCUAUCUCGUUAUUUACAACGUGGUGAUGACGGCGGGAUGGCUUGUAAUUGCAGUUGGUCUAGUUCGAGCAUACCUGGCUAAAGGUAGCUACCAUAGUCUUUACUAUUCAAUAGAAAAGCCCCUGAAAUUCUUCCAAACUGGAGCUUUGCUUGAGAUUCUGCACUGUGCAUUUGGCAUUGUUCCAUCUUCUGUUGUCUUGACUGCUUUCCAAGUGAUGUCAAGGGUUUUCCUGACCUGGGCAAUAACACACAGUGUAAAAGAGGUACAAACUGAAGAUAGCGUCUUGUUGUUUGUUGUGGCCUGGACAAUCACUGAGAUCAUCCGUUAUUCUUUCUAUACAUUUAGCUUACUAAACCAUCUCCCUUAUCUCAUCAAGUGGGCCAGGUACACUUUGUUUAUAGUAUUGUAUCCAAUGGGAAUCUCAGGCGAAUUACUCACAAUAUAUGCUGCAUUACCCUUCGUCAGACAGUCUGGCUUGUAUUCCAUUAGUUUACCUAACAAAUACAAUUUUUCUUUUGACUACUAUACGUUCCUGAUCCUGAUUAUGAUCGCUUACAUUCCAAUCUUUCCUCAGCUGUAUUUUCACAUGCUACAUCAGAGGAGAAAGGUACUUUCCCACACUGAAGAACACAAGAAGUCGGAAUAAUUCCAACUCUCUUUCAGAACUUUUCAAACAUCAAAAUGCUGCAGACUUUCAACACUCGGCACGUUUAUAGAGAAUAUACCAAGAUAAACUAAGUCAGAGGUAAAAGACCAAUAAUUUAGCAAGAAUAACCAAUAAACCUGAUUUCACCAAAAUUCCAUGGAGUAAAACAUUGAAAUAAUUUUCAGCUUGCAGUGCUUCAGAAAACUUCUAAACUUUAAAUGGCUUUGGCAGUUAGCCUUUUACUUUUCCUUAAAUAAUAUGCUGAAUGGUUUUCAGUUAUUACUGAAUGCCUGAGGGUUACAGUAUGAGUGAUAAAGUUGUACCCAUUAAAUGUUUGAAUUGGGAUUGUAUUACUGGUAUCUUUAUUAUUUUCUUUUUAAGUGCUUGAAUGCAUGCCAGAAACUGUAUGUAUUGCUGUGGAAGCAAACAAUAUGCUCUGGAAUGCUUUAGGAUUUUUGUCAGAGACUCCAGUGGAGAAUGUGACCCAGGCAGACUGUUUGAAUUUAGAAAGGUAGGUUGUGAAUUUAAAAGGCAAUGGGAACAGGAAGGCAAUUAUGGAAAAUAAGGGGUUCUUCAGGAAUUUAAAUACUAGGGUGUCGGACCAGAGUAUGGUUUCUGAAGAUCUUGUUUAAGCUGAUUACUCAAAUGCUAACGUUCAUCCAGAGGCUGUAAUGCUGAUCUGAAACACUAAAACUCCUCUUAAGUACUGCAGCCUUGGAUAUUUUUUAAACAUAAAAGAAUACUUAUCAUAGUAUUUCUCGUGACAUCAGUGAUGAAUAUGAACAAUAUAAGGAGGCAAGUCAGUCAGAAACAGGUAUAGUUCUCCACUUUUGACUUUAUAUUAUCAUCUCUAAUAAUUAUCGACUAGCUCAGUGGUACUCAUCUUUCUAUGUUGAGGACUAUGUCAUCUACUGUAGAAUCAUUUGCAGGCUUUGUGCUUCAACUUGUCUCUUCUCAAGUGACUAGUAUGUAUCAUUCUGACACAUCCAAACAGGCAGUUCCAGACACUCUGCUUCUGAAACGUUGCAAAAAACCAAAGUCAUAAGUUCCUUCUUUGAAAGCAGGUAUCUCAUGUGCUACAUGCUGCUUUUGCAGGUUGGACAAGCCUUCCCUUAUCUGCUCUAUUGAAAGAGCAGAAGAGCACAGAAAGGCAAACUUAUAUAGGUGCUUGCUCUGGGUUCCUGGGCCAAAUCUUCCCGAGGGAAGGUAACGCAGAAGAUGAAAGGACUGAGAAAACCACGUGGCAGGCCAGAAUGUCCUAAUGCUGUGUGAGCAGUGGCCCAAGUUACGAACAAACUGUGUGCUGAGGGAGAAUGGGAGCAACAAAGGGAGCAGGGAAAUGAGCAGACAUCCAAGCAAAGGCAAAAGAAAAUAUAGAGUAUGGUCUUUGCUCUGUCAGGUACUGAUAGUCAAAGUCCUAUAUUUACCCCAUCAGUUGACACCAAGACUAGGGAUUCUCUGGCUCCCCUCUUGUAACACCAUGAUUCAGCAUGCAAAUGAGGUGUGGCUACUACCAUGGCAUCUGUGAUACUAGUCCUGUGCUGUGCUUUUCAGCACCUCCCCUGGCUUUGGCCCACAUCUAUGUCCCAGCACGCUGACGCGUUGCAGCUCUCUCCCUGUAGGGCAGUACGUACUAAGUGCAUGGCGUCUCUGUUCCAGCAGUUAGGGAGAACUGGAUUUACAAUUACUUUUGUUUUAUAUUUGUCAGAGCUCUAUUUAAAAGCUUUGCAUUUUUGUGUAAUUUCUUUUGUUGGCUCCAUCAAAAAGUUUGACUGAAUUUUCCUAGCACUCAGUAGUGUGCUGAAUACCUUUCCUGCUCAACACAAAUGGGACUAUUGUAAGUAGGGAGGGAAUAAGAGGCAAUAAUGAUCUUUGCGUCUGUUUUAAGCAGCCUUCUGUAGACAGUUGUUGGCUGUAAUAAGAAAUGCUAUAGCGACGUGCAGCCUAAAAGUGGUUUUGCAUCGAGACACAACAAUUCAUUUCUCUAUUAGGCUGUGUAUUGCUGUGUUCUGGUGAUCUGAGAAAUCUUGCAUUAUACAAAAUUCACUGUUCAAAGAUGUGCAUGUCACCUUUAAACAACACAUCUCCUUUUGCUUGUACUUGAUCUCAGUUAUUAGUGUCAGUGUUUCUGAUUUAAAAGAUCUGAUUUCUUGAUGUGUUUAGGUUACUGGAUGUUGUGGGUACUCUGCUCCCAAAAUUUUUCUUGAUUUGAUUUCUGUGCCUGAAUAUAAGAUUUGGACUCAAGUUUGUAAUUGCAGGUUGGAGGGGAAAAAAAAUGGCUGUAUAGUAUUCCUAUAUAAAACAAACUUGUAGAUACCAUGAUGGGAAAGAUGUAAUACAAAUCUGUAGCAUUGGGCCUAAGAAGCAGAGAGCCACCAAUAGGGAGAAGGCUUGUACAGCCAACCUCUUUACUGAGAAAGCUUUAUUUUGGAAUAUUUACUUCAACUGAACUGCACAAAUGCAAAUAAACCACAGCCUUUUUAAAGACUGUGGCAUUUAUUUUCCUUCUAAAAGAAAGAGGAAAAGAAAUUGUUUUGAUAGUAAGAAAUCUCAAACAAUUUUUUUAAAAAAAUCUAUGAUCUGAAAUAUGAAACACGCAAUUAAUAGAUAAAAGAAUUCUAGCAUUUAUGAUUGCAGUGCUUUUUAAAAUUAAGCUUCCAUACAAAUCAUUGGAAGGUGAUCUUGAAUAAGAACUGUGGUAUGAUGCCCUAAUAUUGACUUGGGUCACAUGUGUGUGUUGGUUUUUUUUUUUUUUUUUUUUUCCUUCUUCAUAAAAUGAUAACAAAUGUCCCCUCAUCUAUCAAUGAAAUUACAAUGUGGUGUAUGUGAACUUUAUAAUGGAAGCUUUGAUCAGUACUCUUUUUCACAAAUCUAGGUUGUUCCCCCCCCACCCCCACAAGCUAUUUAUUUGGCUUGCAUAUUUUCUCUCUAUCAGCAUCACUAAACUGCUGCCACAGACAUCUUUUCUCCUUUGGUCGUCUUUGUGUUGUGUGCUCUAGUUCAGUCGACAAUACUACCGUGUUCUACCAUGCCAGCUUUGUCCGAGUUAGUCAUUACCCUCAAAAAGACCAUGGUUCUUCCCAGUGUAUAGUUUACAACUGGAGUUGUAGAAAUGUUCAUAUUGUAAAUUACAGUAAGAUGCAGACUACAGUGCAGGUAAAUUGUAAUUUUUCACAAUGUGAUGUUUCUAUCAAAGUUUUCUUACUUAUCAGUAGAAAGGUUGGCAUUUGUGUGGACCAAUCUGCAGUGUCAUUUUAAAACCUUUCAGAUGCAAAUUUUCAUGAAUAUACAUCAAAUCGUAUGUUUUGAUGUAUAUUUGUCAGUGAAAUUUGGUUGAAAACUAUAUACGGUCAUUUUUGUAUUUUUUUCUAUGUUGUGAAGAAUACAAUUGUAAUUUUAUAAGUCUGAUUCACUAAGAUUAUUAUAAGUUAAAUGUAUUUUUUGUAUAUUUAGGAAUCUGGUAUUACCUGGAGCUCUGAAAGAUUAAGCAUAGACUUUUUAUGCAUGUUUGGAAGACAUUUCUACUUGACAAUGCUGUGAAAUGGUUUGUAUGCUAAAAUACUAGUCUGUGUUGUUGCCUUGUGAAAUGAUUCUGUGCUCUCUGCCUGGAUUUGGACUACUGACCAGUGAUACUAAUUGCUGUAAUCCAAAUAAAAUAAUUCUGAAUGAAA
This is a messenger RNA of Dromaius novaehollandiae (emu), 4472 nucleotides long. It is a transcript of the gene HACD2, whose product is annotated as 3-hydroxyacyl-CoA dehydratase 2. The transcript is spliced from 7 exons. Lineage: Eukaryota; Metazoa; Chordata; Aves; Casuariiformes; Dromaiidae. Gene Ontology annotation, molecular function: 3-hydroxyacyl-CoA dehydratase activity. Gene Ontology annotation, cellular component: endoplasmic reticulum membrane. Bases 58 to 801 code for a protein of 247 amino acids. The record is from RefSeq and is a predicted model, not a curated record. Gene Ontology annotation, biological process: fatty acid elongation; sphingolipid biosynthetic process; very long-chain fatty acid biosynthetic process.